AUGACUGUAGCACAGAAAGAUCUGAAGAUGUGGGACAAAGUUCCUGUUGUGCAGAUCUUCCUGGGCAUACUGGGCUUCGGUCUCUCCAUUAUGUUCUGCACGACCUUCUGCAGGUUGUGCCAGCACUUUAGGGAGCGGCAGGUAGACAGGGAGGAGUGGAGGCGAAAUGCAGAAGAAGGUCGGACACCACCGAUAUAUGUCAUCCCGUUUCCCAGGAGCAUGUCCCAGCAGGACAGUGAAGACCACUCCAGAGUUCCUUCAUACAGUCCGGAAAUACUUUAUGGGCCAUCACAAUACAACACCAAUCCCUACUGUGGGCCUCCGCCUUCUUAUAACGAGGUGGGACAGAGAGCAGGAACCUGCCUGUUGACUCGUAUCAGUGUAGUAUGCAAGCAUAUGUGGAUCUUAGCCAUGUGA
Thalassophryne amazonica is the source of this 417-nucleotide messenger RNA. RefSeq lists its product as uncharacterized. The coding region runs from base 1 to 417 and encodes 138 amino acids. Lineage: Eukaryota; Metazoa; Chordata; Actinopteri; Batrachoidiformes; Batrachoididae. The record is from RefSeq and is a predicted model, not a curated record. The transcript is spliced from 3 exons.